Messenger RNA from Sycon ciliatum, 2186 nucleotides. RefSeq lists its product as uncharacterized. The transcript has 2 exons. Lineage: Eukaryota; Metazoa; Porifera; Calcarea; Leucosolenida; Sycettidae. The record is from RefSeq and is a predicted model, not a curated record. Bases 381 to 1619 code for a protein of 412 amino acids.
UGCUGCUGGUGUUGUACACGGCUCCACCGCAGACAGUGCUACUGCUCACAAGCUGCAGCUCGUCGUCUCCGUCCGGUCUCGAGCACGGUUGGCAUAGCAACGGCGAUGACGGCAAUACACACGUUGCAAACUCAACACCACCGUGGUCGUCGUCACUACCACAGUCGCCACUGUACUUGCUGCCGUGACCUGCGUUCCCCAUCUACGCUAUCGGUGGUGCACAACAGUUCACUGUGCCACCAAGCGACAGCGACCUGGAGCUUAUUGCCAAGAACUUCCGCUUCAUUCAGAUACGUGACUUUGCCCACAGCAACAGCGAUGCACUGCUCAUCGUUGUCUGCAUACUAGCGUUACUGUGUCUCUCGGUCAUUGCUAUCUGCAUGUGCAUCCUGUGUCGGCAAUGUCGCAGCAGCAAGCAACAGGGCGGGCGCAAGAUGAAAACUCCCGGCCCGCAGCAGCGCUCAGACAGUCUUCGUUACUCAUGUCUCGAUCAAUACAGUCCCGCGCAGUCACGUUCCGGAAAGCCGGCCCCUGUCGAGGGUGAUGAGAAUCACGACAGACCAUCAUCGCUGCAGCUGGAGCGAAGUAAUUCCAUGCCGAGCUCACGUGGACGCAAUCUCUCGACGUCAAUACCUCCAUAUCUGCCGUCCGUUGUCGGUAGUCACAGUAACGGCUAUGAGGUGCAUCCGUACAUCAGAAACCCCCGCGGUCCCGCAGGGGCAGCAACAACGACGCGAUGUCUGGAACGUCGACGCUUUGGCAACAUGACCACCAGGUCUACGCGACGCGAGGCAUCGCCGUUGGUUACGGGUGACGACCAACGCACCACCAAGUCCAAUCCGGCACAGGCACCGCGGAGUCGCUUGACCAGCACCCAUCGGCAGCCGCCGUUGCUGCGAACGAUUGAGCGCAGCCAGAGCUGCUACACCGAGGAGGAGCUACUGGCGGACGUGAAGAAGAUUGAUCGCGCCAGGUGCCUGCGCCGACAGUCGACCGUGGAUUCGCAGAGCAUGACAUCGCUCGAUUCCCUUCCGGACAUGCUAAGCAGCACGGGCAUGGACGGUGUCAGCGUGACGACGUCCACUCGUGAUCUGUACCGGCGAUCGACCCCGACGUCAUCGUCAAAGCCCACGACUCCCGUGAAUCGUCGUCCGCUGCCCGCAGCGGCACCCAGCAGCCCGGAGCUGGGCACCGAGAUCAUGUUUGCGGCGCCGUCGAAGUCGCACGCCUCCGUCAAGCUAACCUUUUACUUCACCGAAUACAAUCAGACCAUGACCAUACUUAACGUGGAGUGCUUCGAGCUGAGCCGUGCGCCGUCGCGCUCCAACACCUUCAUGGCCAAGCUGAGCAGCACGCACCGCCCGCUGCAGAAGGAACGCACCGCGCCUGUCAACGGCUCGAGCAACCCAUUCUUCUUCCACGAGGUGCUGCGCAUGCCGUUCGCCAGCAUCGAAGAGGUACGCUCCAGCACAUUGACCGUGGAAGUGUACCUAGUGCACUUUACACUCGGCCCGCUGCACAAGGAGAAGAAGAUUGCCAUCGCGCACUACGAUUUCAACGCCAGCCAGGACGUCGAGGGGGUGAAUAACAUCUGCUGUGACUUGCAGCCAGUACGAUGAACAUCGUGGAUCAGGGGCGUAGCUGGUCCCCCUCUCAGGGGUGGGGGUUGGGGGUUGUACGGUCGCAUAUGUGUAGGAUUGCUAGUGUGUGUCAUCCAUGGUCAUCAUCAUGUGCCUGCUGAACCUAGGUCGACAUUUUUUGGGGUCGGGGAGGCAGUGCAUGUGCCCCCCCCCCCCCUGCCCCAUGCGGACUACGCGCCUGGUCGUCAUGGUUUGAAGUAUACGGAAACGAAAAGCUUCAAGUCGUUUCGUUCGUUUGUGGCUUGUGCCACCGUAUGUGAAUAGACAUAUAACCUGAGACCAAUGUCCCUCAUCGUAGCAGUACCUAACAUCUGCUGUGACUUGCAACCACUGUACUGAACACCGUUGCCAUGCCAUGGUGUCUCAUACGGAAACCGAGAACCUCGGGAUAUUUCAAAUCAUUUUCGUUUGCCCGUUUUGUUUAUGUUUUUUUUUUAGUUCGUUGCCUCAACAGUACAAAGUACAACUUCAAAGAGGGUCGAACAUUUCAUUCGUUGUGGCUUGUGUCACCCUGUAAGAAUAAUCGUGUAUCCCGAGACCAAUGCA